Messenger RNA from Chenopodium quinoa (quinoa), 1646 nucleotides. Its product is annotated as N utilization substance protein B homolog. The record is from RefSeq and is a predicted model, not a curated record. The transcript is spliced from 8 exons. Gene Ontology annotation, molecular function: RNA binding. Gene Ontology annotation, cellular component: chloroplast. Lineage: Eukaryota; Viridiplantae; Streptophyta; Magnoliopsida; Caryophyllales; Amaranthaceae. The coding region runs from base 330 to 1256 and encodes 308 amino acids. Gene Ontology annotation, biological process: DNA-templated transcription termination; regulation of DNA-templated transcription.
GCAAUAAUGUAGUUUUUUUCUGCUUUGCUUUGCUAUUGUAAAAAAAAAAAAAAAAAAAACUUUUAAAAGUGUAACUUAAAUAUUUACAUAGAGCAAUCUUUUAAGGAAAAAAAAGUUUGGAUAUUAUAACCGGGGGAUGCCGCUUUAACAGAUAAGACGAGACACACGACUACACAACUCCCUUCGCUUCCUGCUCCUUCCUUCACUCCCAAUUCCCACCGUCUCCGACGCCGGCGACAGUCUCACUUUCACCGCCGCUUCACUACUUUCUCUGUCACCUUGGUUGAACAUCAAACGGAACAAAGGACCGCUGUAAUUUGAAGAGGAGGAUGGAGGGAGGACCCUUGGUAUUGAGUCAAUGCAGUAGCAUAAGUAGCUCAAAAUUUCAGUCUAGUCUUAAUCAGCAUCCUUCAAUAUCUUUUUGGCCUCACCGACAAACUUCCCUUUCUCGCUUUAGUUUUAGUUCGAGUUCUAGUUCAAUUAGCAGCAGUGCAGGCAGUAACAUUUGCCAUCCUAAGAACCUGAAACCCUGGUUGAGAAGAGAAGUUAAAAGCCAGCACUUGGUGUCUGGGGCUGGACCGGUUACCGUAAAGGAAAUUGAUACUUCAUCAUCAUCUUUGGCAAGUGGUAAAAAUGAUGACACAUAUACAUUGCCCAGAAUGGAUAAGAAUGGAAGGUUUUGCAGUCCAAGAGCUGCUCGGGAGCUUGCCUUGUUGAUUGUAUAUGCUUCAUGUUUAGAUGGGCAUAAUCCAGUUCGUUUGUUUGAGAAGCGAAUGAAUGCCCCUAGAGAAUCUAGGUACGUCUUCAACAAGAACUCCUUACUUCAAUAUGAUCACACAAGGUUUGGAGGACCCCCUGUUAUCACCUCCUCCGUUGAGGAAGCUGACCAACAUCUCAGUGAACUUGAAGCAGAAUCAGCUAUUGAAGCAGAAGUUCUAUCAGCUCCUCUGAGGUUGGUAUAUAGCAAACUGCUUCUGAGAUUCACGAAGAAACUAUUAGGUGCAGUGGUGGAUAAUUGGGAUAACCAUGUCCUCGUGAUUGAUAAAGUAGCACCAUCAAAUUGGAAGAAUGAGCCAGCUGGAAGAAUUUUGGAGUUCUCAAUUCUUCAUUUAGCAAUGUCCGAAAUAUCUGCAGUUGGAACACGACAUCAAAUUGUUAUCAAUGAGGCUGUGGAUCUUGCAAAACGGUUUUGUGAUGGUUCAGCACCUCGCAUAAUAAAUGGCUGUUUGAGAACCUUUGUCCAAGAACAAUCAUGAAAAGUGCAAUUCAUGAACAAGAUGCAUAUAGUAAUUUUCAGAAGAGGGUAUAAUUCCUCCCACCUUCUGAUGAAAGUUAGACACUGCUCGUGGAAGGAACUUGUAUAGCUGAUUGUUUUGGGUUUUCUCCAUAUAGCAUUUUGUGCUCUUCAAGGCUUUAUUUGUUGUUCUUUCCUUUGCAGAAUGUAACUGAACUUCCCACAAUGUCUAGGAAAAAAAAAAAAAUAAAAAAUUAUAUAGUAGUGCUGUAGUAAUGUAGUGCAGAAUCCAGAGAAUUUUCAACUAGCCCAAUCCAUCGGUUUUUGAAAAGGGUGACCAUGAUUCGCUGUUGUCCAUAAACACUUUAAUGUGCUAUUAUUGAGUAAAUGAAAUUAACAUGUUUCCUUUUCA